CAGUCGAAAUUGAUUCAAUGCCCUGGGAACUUCUGAAUUGACAUUUUUUUUUUGUGUUUAUGUUUUAUGAACAACAUGUAAAGAGCUAUAUCUUGCAAGCGCCAAUCAAAGAAAUGCCAAAUCGAAACUCUAGCAACUGUAGCAACAUUCGUAGAGUAGUCAAGUGCACGUUUAAAUACUUAAACACGCAUCCAAACACACAUAACCAACCAUCAAUGAGAGGUCAGUUUAUUCACAUAAAUAAUUCUACAAGUAAUUAUUUGGACUGCUUUCUGAACAAAGCAGCAUAAUACUUUUCAGCAAAUAAAUGUGAUAAAUCGGUUUCUUCCCUGCAGUGAAAAUGCUUCGAGCGAGACUUGGUGUAUCUUAACACCCACAUGCUGGAUUUCAUGGCUUAGCCUACAUUUUCCUUUAUGUUCUGGAGAGUCACAUAUAGAAUAUUCCGGCUUAGACUUAUAUCAGAAGGAAAAAUAAAAACACCGGGCAUGCAACGCACCAUUAGAUGUUUCUGCAGAUUAGGUAUGCAUCAAGGGACACUAUUAGUGUGCAGAAUUGAUUUGCUGUCAGUUUCUCAGCGGGGAUUGCUUUAUAGCUUUAUAGUGAUUGUGAUGAAAGCAAAAAGUAGCCACUCAAGUAUGAGUUUCAUUCACGUUAUUAAAUUAGGGGAAUUUCAUUCAACAUGUCUGAAAAGGAGUAGGAAGAAUCACCUCCUUCUCUGAGCUUGAGUAAUGACUUUUGGUGUGUUCACUUCCUGUGUUUAACUUGCUUACUUAUGACUAUUUUAGAACAACAAAAUGUAUUUUUAUUUUUUUAUGUGUUAUAAUCGGGGUUCAAAUCUCCAUUGGACAUCAAUUACAUGUGUGGGUUUUCUCCGUGUGCUCAGAUUUCCUCCCACAUUCCAUCCAGUCAACCAUUUUCAACAAACAACUGUGGAUACUAAGGGUAGUGUUAAAUAACAGUGUUUUUCUACCCUCUAGUGGUCGACAAAGGUAUAGCAGUGUUAAAUUGACCGGAAAUGACGUCAAUAUUUGACCUUCCGUUCAGUUCGUGUGUAACAUUUGACAGCAUUGGUUUGCCAUACAGGGGAGUGCUAAUAAACAUGCUAAUAUUCAUUAUAUGAAGAUUUCCGUCAUUCAGGGUGCUUCUAUCCUAAGCUGAGGGAACAAUGGUCAAGUAUUUCUGCUGCGCAGGUUUGCUAAAAACCUCCUGGGACCAAGUCUGUGUUGCUUUCUGGCAACGCUAUCCAAACCCUUACAGUAACCAUGUAUUGACUGAAGACAUCAUUUUCCGAGAGGUUACUCCAGCCAACUGCCUCAUUUCCAGACGUCUCUUGACCAAAACGAGCCGUGCGCCGCGUUGGAUGGAGCGCUACCUUCCAAAACACAUGGCUAGCUCAGCUUACAUCCUGGAGGACUCGAUAGUGGACCCUCAGAAAAGAACAAUGACCACGCUAACAUGGAACAUCAGCCACGCUCGUCUUAUGUCGGUGGAAGAGCGGUGUGAAUACAGAAUUAACCCCGAGAAUGGCAGCUGGACGGAAAUAAAAAGAGAGGCAUGGAUUUCUUCCAACGUGUAUGGACUCUCGAGAGCGAUUCAGGAAUUUGGUCUCGCAAGGUUUAAGACGAGUGUUACCAAGACCAUGAAGGGAUUUGAAUAUGUGCUGGCCAAAAUGCAAGGUGAAGCACCAUCAAGGAGUUUAGCCGAGGCGGCGACAGAGCGAGCGAGAGAGACGGCACUGGCAGCUAAAGAGAAAGCCAAAGACUUGGCGUCACACGCCCAGAAGAAACAAUACGUCUGAUCAACCCAUGCUUCCGUUGGUACCCAUUUAGGGACACGCUUGUCUUUAAAUCCUCUUCCCAGGUGAGUGAUGCAUUGUGGGGAGACAAAAAAAACGGACACUUCUGCGAGGAAGCAACCUGCUGAUCUGGCGGGAGGACCACAUUAAUGCCUCAGCUUCUUCACUCGGGUCAUUCUGAUCACGUUACUUUGACUGCAUAUCACUUUGCCACUUGGUGCAGUGUCAGAUCCUGCAAAGAACUUGUUUGGAAUUACAAUUUCUUGCCGUUCCUCUGACCUUCAUUCAACCUCUGUGCCCAACAAAUGUUAACUUUUUUAGUUUGUCAAACUAGCUCCAAUCAACAUUUCAGCAAUAUGUUUUAUGCAGAAUUAUGUCUGAUGUUUUUUUUAAUAAGCUACUAUAACCCUGAUUGUAAGUUCUUCACAAACAAUCCAAACUGAAAUUGAGCAUUCUGCCUCAUAUUGUACGUCAAAAAGCAAAUAUGAAUACAUGCUCUUUAUAUUA
This is a messenger RNA of Doryrhamphus excisus (bluestripe pipefish), 2302 nucleotides long. RefSeq names its product PRELI domain containing 1a (gene prelid1a). Gene Ontology annotation, cellular component: mitochondrial intermembrane space. The record is from RefSeq and is a predicted model, not a curated record. Lineage: Eukaryota; Metazoa; Chordata; Actinopteri; Syngnathiformes; Syngnathidae.